AGGCGCUCGCUCCCGCGGCCAGGGAUUGACCCUGUCGAGUUCCCGUAGCGGUGACAGCAAAACAACGGGCAGUGGAGCUGCGGAAGUAACGGGGGCAGUGUGACGCUGGGACAGCCCUGCCGGGGACCCCGCUCCGUACGCCGAGGCUUCAGUAAAAGGCUUAUGGAGUGUCUGUAACCGUUGUGGAAGCUCAGGGUUCAGCCAGGAGAAGCUGACCGGAGACCAGCCUGCUCCGGAUACAAGGCGUGAAUGAGCGAGGAGGAUACCACCACUGCCCUCGCUGAAACCGUCCUACGUUUCCUCUGCCAUGAUGACAUAGACACAGUGAAGGAGCUAUGUGCCGAUUGGUUUCCCAUCGAGUACCCGGACUCCUGGUACAGGGACAUCACAUCCAACAAGAAAUUCUUUUCCCUGGCUGCCACUUACCACGGGCAAAUCGUGGGCAUGAUUGUGGCAGAAAUAAAGAGCAGGACCAAAGUGCACAAAGAGGAUGGGGACAUCUUGGCAUCCGGUUUCUCUGGGGACACGCAGGUGGCAUACAUCCUGAGCCUGGGAGUAGUGAAGGACUUCCGCAAACAAGGGAUCGGUUCUCUGCUGUUGGAGAGUUUGAAGACCCACAUCUCCAGCACAGCCCAGGAUCAUUGCAAGGCUCUCUACCUGCAUGUCCUGACCACCAACAGCAGCGCCAUCCGCUUCUAUGAGAACCGCCACUUCCACCAGCACCACUACCUGCCCUACUACUACUCCAUCCGCGGGGUCCUGCAGGACGCCUACACCUACGUGCUGUACCUCAACGGAGGGCACCCUCCUUGGACAGUCCUGGAUUAUCUGCAGCAUUUGGGCUCUGCUCUGGCUGGUCUCAGUCCUUGUUCUCUGCCGCAAAGGAUCUACCGUCAAGCUCACACUCUCCUGCGCAGCCUGCUGCCCUGGUCCGGCAUCUCUGCCAAGAGUGGGAUUGAGUACAGCCGCACGAUGUGACCGCAGAUCCGUGAGCCUCAAAACAGCAGCAGUUGACCUAUGAAUGAUGCCCUCCACCAUCUACUUCUCCACCAACUCAAGACAGGACACGGAGCCAAUGUCUCGGCAGGACGGUGCCGCCUUAUGACCCGCAUCGUACGGGGCUCCUCUAUGAUCUGACAUGGAUGUGUAUAGUUGUUUUAAGGCCUGUUGGGGUUACUGUUCAUGACGCAUUAUGGGUCCACUGUGCAUCCGAACUUAAAACAAUGACUUUACAUGGGUUACCCUGCUACGUCAAACGGUGUAUCCUCCUA
Molecule: messenger RNA, 1271 nt
Organism: Spea bombifrons (plains spadefoot toad)
Lineage: Eukaryota; Metazoa; Chordata; Amphibia; Anura; Pelobatidae
Gene: NAA60
Product: N-alpha-acetyltransferase 60, NatF catalytic subunit
Exons: 8
Coding region: 250-978 (242 amino acids)
Biological process (GO): N-terminal peptidyl-methionine acetylation
Cellular component (GO): Golgi membrane
Molecular function (GO): histone acetyltransferase activity; protein-N-terminal amino-acid acetyltransferase activity
Source: RefSeq, a predicted model, not a curated record